AUGUGGUCCAGAAAGUCCAAAAAGCCUAAGAAGGAACGUGUGAAUGCAAAACCGCCACGACCUUCGCCACAGCGCGCAUCCAGCAACAAGACCCAACUGUACGACACGGCCAAUAUCACUCUCGACGCGGUGGCAAAUCUAGCCGAAGCAUCAGAUGUACUCGCUCCUCUCAAAGCAGCUUGUCGAGUCACUAAAUCGAUCCUCGAUGUCAAACAAGCCAUCGACAGCAAUCAAGAAGAAUUGACAGACCUUACCGGACGUCUGGAGGGAUACAUAUCCGCUCUUGAAAAACAAGUCGACGUGUUCGAACGCUAUCCUCCUGAGGACAGGGCUGUCGACGAUGCUUUCAGGCGACCAUUCACUGAAUAUGUCGAGUUCCUCGAGAAUCGCUUAGCACUGGCCCUCCAAUAUAUCGAAAAGCGAAGCCAAGUGACUCGUCGUAGCGCUGCAGCGAUUCGAAAGGUGAAAAUAGACGCAGGCGUCAUCCAAAAGUUCAACCGAGAUAUCGAGGAUCGGCAUAGGCAGUUUAUGGACGCCUUGAGUACUUUUACCGCCUUGCGCGUUCAAGCCAUAGAACGAAAUACCAAGACUAUUCUAUCAGAUGCCGACGCAUCCGCCAUACUCCAGCUACCAAUCGUAGCCUUUGCUGCAUCUUCGGUCCAUACUACCUGCCUUGAGGGAACUCGUGAGGCUGUCCUCGAGACGGUCUGGCGCUGGGCCGACGACGACACAUCAGAGAAGCCAAUAUUCUGGCUGUGUGACAUAGCUGGCUCUGGCAAAUCCACAGUCGCGAUGUCUGUAGUUGAAAGAUGGAAGAGAAGUGGUGUGCUAGGCGGGCGAUUCUUCUUUUCCAUGGCAAGCGGAGAGGGAUCUACUACAGAGAAGUUUUGCACUACUCUGGCAAGGGAACUCGCCAAUUACAUUCCUAAACUUGCACCGCAUAUUGCAGAGGCGGUGAAGCGAAAUCCUGCUAUCGUGCGACACUCGUUCGAUGAACAGUUCCGGACACUGAUCAUUGGACCACUCUGUCACUGGCAACGGCGUGUAAUCAUCGUCAUCGAUGCCGUCGACGAGUGCAAGUCUGGAAUACAGCGAAACGAGCUUCUCGAAACGCUUGCUGUUGCCGCUCGGGAAAGUGUAAAUCUCAAGAUAUUCAUCACCAGUCGUCCGGACCCCGUCAGUGCAGCGAUUUUGGAGCCGCUCUCAAUCAAGGCAAAGUUGGAAGACCGCCUUCACGACGUCACUCAUCGUGACAAUGUCGACGACAUUGCAACCUAUAUCCACAAAUCACUGGACGGAGUAUUAUCCCGUGACCAGAGGCAGCGACUUGUCCAGAAGGCCAAUGGGUUGUUCAUCUGGGCAAGCACUGCAUGCCGACUGCUUAGAAGCAAAACAACCAUAGUCACGCCCAAGAGCGUGUACCACCGCUUAAUCUCCGCGGACCAAGCAGGAGCCAUAGACGAUGUAUACGACCUCGUAUUCGAGCGCAUAGAACCCGAAUUUCAUUCAGCCAUGUGCGAGAUGCUCGCUGUGUUUCUCGUUGCAUUCGAGCCACUCACGGUCGACGACUUGGAGGACCUUUUCACUCAUGUUGGAGCACAUGGAAGUGCCAGGGGGCUAAUUCAGAAUCUGGGGAGCGUAUUCAUCGAGGAUCAAACAACACAUCUAGUCCAAUUUCGCCAUCCUACCCUCGUCGAGUACCUUCGUCGGCGUACGCGGGCUACCACUCCCGAGAUAGGCGGCAGAGUCCAUCUCGAUAUUGUUAAGGCACAUGGUCAAGCCGCAUCCUGGUGCCUCAAAUGCUUCAAGUCACCCUCGGGAGGACUCAAGUUCAAUAUCUGUCAAAUUGAAUCAUCGUUCUACUUAAACAGACAAAUCCUGGACCUGGAUACUAGAGUAUCAGGGUAUAUUUCAGGAAGACUUCGCUACGCUAGUUCUCAUUGGUCAUUCCACGUUGCUGAAACCAACGACGAAUGGAGGCAUGCACUUCGGAAGGAGCUUCAAGACGUGAUUAAAAGUCCAUGCGUGCUAUAUUGGAUGGAAAUACUAAGUGUUACUGGAGGCCUAUCACGAGCAAUAGACGGUCUGCGAUCUGUUACACGUCAUACAUCGCUUGAAGAUCAGACCAAAGUUCGCAUGACGGAGAUUCGGCGGUUUAUGAUGGCCUUUUCCGUACCUAUACAGGAGAGUGCUCCCCACAUCUAUCUCUCAGCACUUCCUUUCAGUCCUAAAGCGUCAAACCUUCAUACUAAAGGCUUGGCACGCUAUAAAAAAACUCUCAUUGUGACUCAGGGCCUUGAGGAGACAUACCGUGGGCUCCCAAGAGCAAUCCUUCAUCAGGAUAGCGUCAAUGCUAUUGCUUUCUCACCAGAUGGCUCCCGAAUUGCCUCUGCCUCAAGCGACAAAGCGAUUCGAAUCUGGGAUGCAGAUACCGGUCAGCUGAUUGGAAAGCCACUUAGAGGUCACAAGCUUGAGGUGAAUGCUGUCGCAUUUUCGCCAGAUGGCUCUCGCAUCGUCUCUGGCUCAGACGACGCGACAAUUCGACUAUGGCGCGCAGAUAAUGGCCAGCCAAUUGGACAACCACUCAGAGGUCACGACCGUUCGGUCAGAGCUGUCGCAUUCUCUCCGGAUGGCUUACGGAUUGCCUCUGGCUCAGACGAUAGGACGGUUCGAAUCUGGGACUCGAACACUGGUCAGCCGAUUGGAGAACCACUCCGGGGUCACGACCGUUCGGUCAGAGCUGUCGCAUUCUCUCCGGAUGGCUUACGGAUUGCCUCUGGCUCAGACGAUAGGACGGUUCGAAUCUGGGACUCGAACACUGGUCAGCCGAUUGGAGAACCACUCCGGGGUCACGAUUCGGUCAGAGCUGUCGCAUUCUCUCCGGAUGGCUUACGGAUUGCCUCUGGCUCACGCGAUAAGACGGUUCGAAUCUGGGACUCGAACACUGCUGUCGCAUUCUCUCCGGAUGGCUUACGGAUUGCCUCUGGCUCAGACGAUAGGACGGUUCGAAUCUGGGACUCGAACACUGGUCAGCCGAUUGGAGAACCACUCCGGGGUCACGACGAUUGGGUCAGAGCUGUCGCAUUCUCUCCGGAUGGCUUACGGAUUGCCUCUGGCUCAGACGAUAAGACGGUUCGAAUCUGGGACUCGAACAAUGGUCAGCCGAUUGGAGAACCACUCCAGGGUCACGACGAUUGGGUCAGAGCUGUCGCAUUCUCUCCGGAUGGCUUACGGAUUGCCUCUGGCUCAGACGAUAAGACGGUUCGAAUCUGGGACUCGAACAAUGGUCAGCCGAUUGGAGAACCACUCCAGGGUCACGACGAUUGGGUCAGAGCUGUCGCAUACUCUCCGGAUGGCUUACGGAUUGCCUCUGGCUCAGACGAUAAGACGGUUCGAAUCUGGGACUCGAACAAUGGUCAGCCGAUUGGAGAACCACUCCAGGGUCACGACGAUUGGGUCAGAGCUGUCGCAUUCUCUCCGGAUGGCUUACGGAUUGCCUCUGGCUCACACGAUAAGACGGUUCGAAUCUGGGACUCGAACACUGGUCAGCCGAUUGGAGAACCACUCCGGGGUCACGACCGUUCGGUCAGAGCUGUCGCAUUCUCUCCGGAUGGCUUACGGAUUGCCUCUGGCUCAAACGAUGAGACGGUUCGAAUCUGGGACUCGAACACUGGUCAGCCGAUUGGAAAACCACUCCGGGAUCACUACCGUUCGGUCAGAGCUGUCGCAUUCUCUCCGGAUGGCUUACGGAUUGCCUCUGGCUCAGACGAUAGGACGGUUCGAAUCUGGGACUCGAACACUGGUCGGCCGAUUGGAGAACCACUCCGGGGUCACGGCGAUUCGGUCAGAGCUGUCGCAUUCUCUCCGGAUGGCUUACGGAUUGCCUCUGGCUCAGACGAUAAGACGGUUCGAAUCUGGGACGCGGCGACAGGUCAGCUCAUGGGAGAACCACUGGUUGGCCAUGAUGGUUAUGUGAACGCCGUCUCAUACGCGCCAGAUGGCUCGCGGAUUGCCUCUGGAUCCGAUGACGGCACAAUCCAAAUCUGGCGUUUACCUGGGGAUUGUUAUCCUGACUAUGAAGACAAUAACACACUACACUCAUCGCUAGAAGAAUCGAAUAUCACCAGCAAAUCAUUGGGUGCCUUGUUACCAAUCGUCUUGCCUGGAUUCCGAAAAUGUUUCCUUUUGCAAGAUGGUUGGGUGCAAUCGUCUGACCAAUUCUUAUUCUGGGUACCUCCUGAUAAUCGGCAUGGACUACGAUAUCCAUGUCAUCUGUCGAUACCACCCCGUGCUCAUCUACGCAAGACCAGAAUCGACUUCGCCAACUUCCGCUGCGGUACAGAUUGGACCGAGGUUUGCACAGGUUGA
Serendipita indica DSM 11827 is the source of this 4368-nucleotide messenger RNA. NCBI's taxonomy places the organism in Eukaryota, Fungi, Basidiomycota, Agaricomycetes, Sebacinales, Serendipitaceae. The record is from the annotation of a GenBank genome assembly.